AUGGGCCAAAGGGCACAGGGCGUGUGUCGCUGCAGGGCCAAAGGGCACAGGGCGUGUGUCGCUGCAGGGCCAAAGGGCACAGGGGGUGUGUCGCUGCAGGGCCAAAGGGCACAGGGCGUGUGUCGCUGCAGGGCCAAAGGGCACAGGGGUGUGUCGCUCGCUGCAGGGCCAAAGGGCACAGGGCGUGUGUCGCUGCAGGGCCAAAGGGCACAGGGCGUGUGUCGCUGCAGGGCCAAAGGGCACAGGGCGUGUGUCGCUGCAGGGCCAAAGGGCACAGGGCGUGUGUCGCUGCAGGGCCAAAGGGCACAGGGCGUGUGUCGCUGCAGGGCCAAAGGGCACAGGGGUGUGUGUCGCUGCAGGGCCAAAGGGCACAGGGGUGUGUCGCUGCAGGGCCAAAGGGCACAGGGGGUGUGUCGCUGCAGGGCCAAAGGGCACAGGGGGUGUGUCGCUGCAGGGCCAAAGGGCACAGGGGGUGUGUCGCUGCAGGGCCAAAGGGCACAGGGGGUGUGUCGCUGCAGGGCCAAAGGGCACAGGGGGUGUGUCGCUGCAGGGCCAAAGGGCACAGGGGGUGUGUCGCUGCAGGGCCAAAGGGCACAGGGCGUGUGUCGCUGCAGGGCCAAGGCAAAGGGCACAGGGCAGGGUGUGUCGCUGCAGGGCCAAAGGGCCACAGGGGGUGUGUCGCUGCAGGGCCAAAGGGCACAGGGCUGA
Molecule: messenger RNA, 708 nt
Organism: Knipowitschia caucasica
Lineage: Eukaryota; Metazoa; Chordata; Actinopteri; Gobiiformes; Gobiidae
Source: the annotation of a GenBank genome assembly